This is a messenger RNA of Xylona heveae TC161, 1599 nucleotides long. Its product is annotated as histidyl-tRNA synthetase, class IIa. NCBI's taxonomy places the organism in Eukaryota, Fungi, Ascomycota, Xylonomycetes, Xylonales, Xylonaceae. The coding region runs from base 1 to 1599 and encodes 532 amino acids. The transcript is spliced from 5 exons. The record is from RefSeq and is a predicted model, not a curated record. Gene Ontology annotation, biological process: histidyl-tRNA aminoacylation; mitochondrial translation. Gene Ontology annotation, cellular component: cytoplasm; mitochondrion. Gene Ontology annotation, molecular function: histidine-tRNA ligase activity; ATP binding.
AUGGGCAAAGACAAGGUUUCCUUCCAGCUCAAGACCCCUAAGGGGACCAAAGACUGGGAGGGCAAGGACAUGGUCAUUCGCGAGCGGAUAUUCUCGAGCAUCACAGACGUUUUUAAGCGCCACGGUGCUGUCACAUUAGAUACCCCAGUUUUCGAACUUCGAGAAAUUCUUGCCGGCAAGUAUGGUGAAGACAGCAAGCUCAUUUAUGAUCUGGCCGACCAGGGCGGCGAAAUCUGUUCACUGCGCUACGAUCUGACUGUUCCCUUUGCCCGUUGGCUCGCCAUGAACCCGUCUGUGCAGAAUAUCAAGCGGUACCACAUCGCCAAGGUCUACCGUCGAGACCAGCCGGCCAUGACCAAGGGACGGAUGCGGGAGUUUUACCAAUGCGAUUUUGACAUUGCCGGCACAUACGACGCUAUGCUUCCCGACGCAGAGAUUCUCCGGAUAUUAUACGAGGUGUUUGAAGGUCUUGGCUGGGACGGCAAGUACACGAUUAAGCUCAACCACCGGAAAAUCCUAGACGGCAUCUUCUCCGUUUGCGGUGUGCCCGAGGAAAAGAUUCGAACGAUCAGCAGUGCAGUUGACAAGCUCGACAAGUCCCCCUGGGCCGAAGUCCGCCGCGAAAUGACAGAAGAAAAGGGCCUUGACGGCGCCGUUGCCGACAAGAUUGGAGAAUACGUUGUCCGGAAAGGCAAAGGAGAACUGCUUGCCGCGCUGAAGGAAGAUGCGAUCCUGAGUGGCAACGAGUCUGCCAAAAAGGGUCUCGAGGACAUGGAGCUUCUCUUCGAGUACCUCGAGGCGUACGGCGUGCUUGGUCAGAUUUCAUUUGACCUCAGCCUUGCCCGUGGUUUGGACUACUACACUGGUCUGAUCUACGAGGUCAUCACGGAGGGAUCCGCACCUCAAGCCGCCGAGGCACAAAAGGCCACCAAGGCGGCCAAGAAGAGCAGCGGCAAGCCUCAAGGCGAGGACGACGACCGCUCCGCCGACCCCAAUGUUGGCGUCGGCAGUGUCGCCGCCGGCGGUCGGUACGACAACCUGGUCGGCAUGUUCUCUGGCAAAGCUCAGAUCCCUUGUGUGGGUAUCUCGUUUGGUAUUGAGCGUAUCUUCUCGAUUACCAAGGCAAGAAUGGAGGCGCAAAAGACUGCUGCCUCGGUCCGACUUAACGAGAUUGACGUCUUUGUUAUGGCGUUUGGUGGCAAGGGCUUCACCGGUUUGUUGAAGGAGCGCAUGUCUAUCGCAAAGACUCUUUGGGAUGCCGGUAUCAAGGCCGAACUAGCAUACAAGGUCAAGCCUAAGCUUCCCCAACAAUUCAAGUCUGCUGAGAUUGGCGGUGUCCCAUUUGCCGUGAUUCUCGGCGAAGACGAACAAGCUCAAGGCAAGUGCAAGAUCAAGGAGCUAGGCCUGCCCGAAGGCCACCCCGAAAAGGACGGCAUCGUCGUCGAUCUCGCCAAUCUCGUUCCUGAGGUGAAGAAACGUCUCGCGGACAAGACCGGCAUUGAUGGCGUCACUGGCGGCAAUCUCGUUCCUGAGGUGAAGAAACGUCUCGCGGACAAGACCGGCAUUGAUGGCGUCACUGGCGGUAUUAACGGUCUAUGA